This is a messenger RNA of Knipowitschia caucasica, 519 nucleotides long. The record is from the annotation of a GenBank genome assembly. Lineage: Eukaryota; Metazoa; Chordata; Actinopteri; Gobiiformes; Gobiidae.
AUGUCCAGUUUUUCCAGAUCGGCCCAGCAGUGGGCCACCUUCGCUCGCUCCUGGUUCCUGAUCGACGCCCGGAUGCAGCCUCCGGGGAAAAUCGCUGCCAUGUGUUCGAUCCGACUGCAGGGAAAACACAAACCCAUCUACCACGCACUGAGUGACUGUGGGGACCAUGUGGUGAUCGUGAACAGCAAAGAGAUCGCUUUCUCCGGAAACAAGUGGGAGCAGAAGGUCUACUCCUCCCACACAGGAUACCCCGGAGGCUUCAAACAGGUCACAGCGGCACAACUGCACCAGAAGGACCCCAAAGCUAUCAUGAAGUUGUGCGUUUAUGGAAUGUUGCCAAAGAACCUGCACAGACGAACCAUGAUGCAGCGGCUACACAUCUUCGCAGACGACGUUUUACCGGACGAAAUCGCUCAAAACCUGACGGAAGAACUGCCCCAGCCCCGAGAAAUCCCCCGCACUCUGAGGGAGUACAGCGCGGCGGAGAUAGAGGCUUUCCCACGACUCUGGAACCCGUGA